Molecule: messenger RNA, 836 nt
Organism: Drosophila teissieri
Lineage: Eukaryota; Metazoa; Arthropoda; Insecta; Diptera; Drosophilidae
Exons: 2
Coding region: 187-825 (212 amino acids)
Biological process (GO): autophagy
Source: RefSeq, a predicted model, not a curated record
AAACAUAUGUAAACAAAAGUGAAAUUUUGGGAACUGCGUUCUUGAAAAAAAAUAGACAUUUUGCUUGCAAAAGAGAAUAAACAAUGCAAUUGGGAAUAUAAUAAUUGAAAUUAAAGUGCCUGGGAAUUUUACCAUUACAAAAGCAAGCAUAUAAAUUUGAAUUAGGACGAGAAAACAGCCAUAAACAUGGACUGCGCACCACUGAACUUGGCCCAUUUUCACGAGCGAAGGUCGGAGCGCUUUAUUCGCAAUCACCGCUAUGAGGAGGCCAUUAAGGCGCUGGAAACAUCCCUAAUCUACAUGCAGGAUGCCCAAAAACGGGUGGCUCUGCCCAAAUCCAAGGAAGUUCUGGACACAUUAACCAUCGAUUUUCAGCGCAAACUGCGUCAAAUCGAGAUGCGAAAAACGCAGCACGGCCUGAACAAGUUGAAGGACUAUGCUCCCUUGAAGGAAACCAGUCCCAUGUUGCCCCUGCGUCCGGAAGCCGGAGCAAGUGGAGCAGGAGGAUCGGCCCAAUCCGUGGCCAAGGCAAUCGACAAAACAGUGCAGGACUUCGAUGCCAAGUUUACCUCUACUCUGGUGGCAAAGGCCUCCAACACACUGGCCAACUCGGAGCCCCAAAUGGAGACGCUGAGGCAGAGCGAUUCUGCCAAGGAGGAGCACGAACGCGAUCCCUAUGAUCAACGGCUGGGCGGCAGCGGUGACCUGGACUUGCCCUCCCUGGCUCCCUUGGAGCUGCCUUCCUUCGACUACAGCUUGUUCACCAGCUCCUCGGCUCCUUCGCUGGCCAGCUAUGCCGGCAUGGCUGAGAGCUUCCAGAAAUAGGAAUAGAAACU